AUGGAACAGCAAAUGGACAAGGUAUCAAGCAACAGGGCUAUGGUGCUCAAGCUGGUGGUUAUGGUGGACAAGGAACUAAAGGCAAUGGUUAUGGUGCUGGAGCUGGUGUUCUGGGUGGGAAUGGAGUUAAAUCCAGUGGUAAUGGUGCUGCAGCUGUUGCACAGAAUGGACAUGCAACAAAAGGCAAUGGUCAAGGAGCUGCAGCUGGCCCAUCCAUUGGCAAUGGGGCAAGACCAAAUGGGAGGGGCUGGAAGUAAACCCAUGAAGGGAUAUGGCCGUCCACCUUAUGGGGCAGGUCCAGGUGUGGGAAUGGGAACCUCCAGAGGUUUGGGAGUACCCCAGCUUGCCAGGAACCAAGGGAAAGUAUAUGGCAGUAAUGGUUAUAAUGGUCAUGGAGCUCAGCCCAUGGGAGGCUACAAUGGUGGUUAUGGCCAUGCUGGUAUGGGUCUAGGAUCUCGGUAUGGAAAUGGAGGAAUGAAGGGACCAAAGCAAGGCUACAAUGGUGCAGCUGGUGUGCCCAGUGGACAAGGUGCAAAACCCAAUGGUUAUGGAUACCCGAGUGCUGGAGCUACCAAGCCGGCAAAGCCAGGAUAUGGAGGGCCAAGCAGAGGCUUAAAGCCUCACACUACCAAAGGAGUUGGAGCAGUGUCACCCAGCGAAGGCACUAAAACACUUGGCACCGGCUAUGGUGCUCCUGCUGGUGCACCCAAUGGACAGUUUGCUAAAGCAGCCAGUACUGGUUAUGGCAUGAUGCCAAAUGGGAAGGCUACAAAGGGUGCAGGUGCUUUCAAAGGACUGGGCCUAAAAGGUGGAGUUCUUUCUCCUGAGCAGCCAAGUGCAGCACCACAGGAGGGUGCUGUACCUCAACAAGCAAUAACUCAAGGUGCAGCGCCUGUUGCCCCUGAGCCAACCAAUGGUAUCCUUGUUAUGGUGACACAGGAGAAAUACCAAAAGCUGCCUUUACCUGUGCCACAAGGAAAAAGCUACAAGCAGAUGCCGCUAAUCCCUCAGGCUACACCAGAAGCAGCACCGGUGCUUCCACAAAGCAAUGACCCAAAGCCUGCACUCGAACCCACACCUGAACCUGCACCCAUGGGUCCACAGGGCAAGGGUCCGAAAGCAGCCACAUCUGGACCCGCACCGGUGGUUCCCCAGAGUAACCCACUGCCAGAGCCAGCAGCUGCUCUUCCUCAAGGUUAUGUGACUGGAAAUGCUGUGCCUGAGCAAAAAGGUGCAGAAACAGACGUUCUCUUUGGGGUAGACAGCACUGGUGAGGGGGGAGCUUCCCCUGAAAGCACCAAACCGCUGAAAACCAAAGUUGUUCCUGAAACAGUGGCAGCUAAAAAUACAGGGGGCAUCAUUCCUGAAGAGACACUGACUGUGGGUGUGCCUGAGGUUGCCCCAGAAGAGGCAAACAUCAAGAAUCAGCCUGAGGCAGGACCUGACAGGCACGGGGUCAAAGGUCUCCCUGCAGGAGAAACUGGGGCAACUGACAGCAGAGGAGGAACCUCACUCUCCAAGGGACAGGGAGCUAAAUCAGCCAGACCUGACUGUGGACCAUCUGGAAUACCAAAUGGACAAUGGAUGAAAAUACCUAGACCAGGUUAUAAUGCAGGUGCUGGAGCAUCCACUGGCACAAAAACAAAAGGAUACAGUGCUAGUGCAGGGGGGUAUUCAAAUGGAGGAGGAGCUAAAGCAAACAAACCAGGUUAUGGUGCAGGAGGCUACACUGUCCCUGGACUCAGCAAUGGAUAUGGAGCUGGGCUUAGAUAUCCUUAUGCGGGGAACCCUAAGCAGCCUGGUUAUGGACAAGGAGCUUACCUUGGAGCUGGAUAUGGAAAUGGAAAUCCAUAUGGAGGGAAUGCUAAUGUGGGUGAAGCAGGCAAAUCCAAAUCAGGAUAUGGAAAUGGCUACAGUGCUGGUGUACAGCCUGACUAUGCAAGUCUUGGCCAGGGUGUACCCGCUGCUGAUGCCAAAUCAGGUGGUGCCAGACAGAUUCCUUACAAUGGAUCCCCAGUGGUUCCUGCUGGACUAGAUGGAAUUAGUCAGUUUGAGCCUCAGUCUGCUGGCCUUGGUCCAAAUGGGAAAUUGGGCAGCAUGUAUGGGGGAAUGGGUGGCUUGCCUUUUGGUGGUCAAACACUUGGAAUGGGUACAGAGAAGUCAAACACGAAGUACGGCAUUGGUGGGCUGCAGUUUGGUGGACAACCCCUCAGUACAGGAGGUAACGGUGCUGGAAAGUAUGGAUAUGGUGGAGGACCAUAUGGGCCUACAGGUGAUGCAAAAUCAUCUGGAAAGUAUGGUGGUCUUGGUGCUGGCGUGGGAGGGGAUCCUGCACCUGGAAAAUACGGAUAUGGUGGGUUCCCUAACGGUGGACAACUUCUCGGUCUUGGCAGUAAUGGAAACAUAGCUGGAAAAUAUGGUUACGGCAGAAUGCCUCAUGAAGCAGCUGGAUCGGGCCCUGAAGCCAAAUCUACUGGCAAAUAUGGUAUGGCUGGGUCACCAUAUCAGCCUGAAUCUCUCGGACUUGGACAUAAUGGAAAGUUAACAAGCAAACAAGGUGGCGGUGAAGUUCCUUAUGCACCACAAGCUCUUGGUUUUGGGGGUGACGCAAAAUCUGCAGGGAAAUAUGAUAACCAGGGAGUUUACCAGUCACAGCCCCUUGAAUCUGCAACUGAAGUCAGAUCUGGGGGAGAAUAUGAUGCAGCUGGUUUACCUUAUGAGUCCCUGCCUCUCGAGCCAGAUUCAGCAGGAAAAUCCUAUGUAAAGGGAGAGCUACCAACUCCAGCAAUUGCUGUUGAAGGCGAAGGGGUGUCUGUUGACAGAUAUGAAAAUGUGGGCUACAUAAACGGACAAGUGCAGCCAGAAGUUGUUGCAUUUCCUGCAGCUCCCACUCCCAGCCCCACCUUGGCCUACCCUUCUGUCCCAUCCUAUCCGCCAGCAGAGUCCUUCUUCACACCCGAUGUAGUGCCUGGAGUGGAUGUUGAAGACCUGCCCAAUCCCACGGGCACUGCCAGCCUUGGCCUUGAUUCUGCACCUGCUACAGAAACGGAGGGUGUGGUUCAAGUGCCCGAGCAACCAGAUGACCUGCAGCUGCCACGUCAGAUACACAUUCAACAGCAUCUCAAACUCCAUUUUCACCCACAAGGCACACCACAAGGAGCAAAGAAUGGCAAAUAUGAUUUGAAUGGCUUCUUUGGAAAUAGUGGCUAUCAAGGUUAACUGUGCUGACAGGGACAAGUAUAAUCUCUCUUUUCUGCCAUUGUAUAUUUUUUUUGAUUGUUUCCUGGUUGUAUAUUAUUUCUAUUUUCUCCUGUCUGUCAAAUCGUCCUGGUAGCCAUAUUUUGAGUUGUUAGGUUUUAGUGUAAAUUUUUAUGCAUCCUGCGUUACCUUUUUGUCCUGCACUUACUGUUCACUGUACAUGCAAAGAAGUGGUUGUUGGAGAAAUGGAGUUUGGCUGCUGUGUGUGGGCAGUGAUUUAAUUUAAUCUAUCAGUUUUACCUGGAAGCUCUCAUCUCAAAAUAUUUCUAUAAAACCUAAUUCAGUCUAAUUUAUUUUGCAUGGGAAAGGGUUUUUUAAACUACUUGUGACAAGCAUCUGUUUAUUAUUGUAUAGUAUUUGACUGAUUAAAACCAUCAAAUA
Molecule: messenger RNA, 3639 nt
Organism: Toxotes jaculatrix (banded archerfish)
Lineage: Eukaryota; Metazoa; Chordata; Actinopteri; Toxotidae
Gene: cmn
Product: calymmin
Exons: 42
Coding region: 1-3219 (1072 amino acids)
Source: RefSeq, a predicted model, not a curated record